CAUGUGGGUAGAAGCAAAGUAUUGGUCUUUGUCUUCUCCAUCAUGUUAAUGGAGCUUUCUUUCAACACAUACGAAACCAUAACAUUUAUUUCUCCUCCUUUACAAUCUCUUAACUUUAAUUCCAACUCUCUCUUCUUCUCCCCUCGUCGCUUAACCUUGUACGGCGGCCGAGUCUCUGUCUCCGCCUCGUUUCACCGCGGAGAGUCCAAACCUAGCUCUGAUUCUCCGCAGACAAACCACGAUGACCAGCUCUCCCUCGCGCAGGUCUCCAUUUCAGUGUUUCUCCGACAAGAGAUUGGACUGUCCGAAGCCGAUUCGGUUUAUGUUUCCGAGAAUUGUCCAAAGUACACGAGGAUGAUCGUGGAGGGUGUUAGGGAUUUGGAGGAGUGGGACUCGUGGAAAGGGAACGAGGGUUUAGGGUUUAGUGAGAAAGUGGUUUACAUGGUGAAGCAGAAGGGUGACGGUGGUGGUAAAGUUGCCUUCUUGGAGAGUCUUGGUUUGAGUUUGUCUUCUGCUAUGUACUUGGCUCACUACGUUUCCUCUGAAACACUUCCAAAGCUUCUCGAUAAGGUUAAGUACCUGAAGGAAAUAUUCUUUUCUGGCAGUGAUGAGAAUGGUCUUGUUGGAGCCUAUGCACGGCGAAUGAUGCUCUACUUAUCUAUUCCCAUUGAUGAAGAUGUGCAGCAAACUCUAUCUUUUUUCGAAAAGAUUGAAGCAAGGCGUGGAGGCUUGGACAUGCUAGGCUCUGUAGACGCGUCUUUCAGGUUUUUGAUAGAGUCGUUCCCUCGGCUUCUUCUACUUUCAGAAGAGAAUGAUAUGAAGCCUUUGAUAGAGUUUCUCGAAAGCAUUGGUGUUCCUAAAGAUUCCUUGGGGAAGGUGCUUUUAUUGUACCCUCCUGUCAUGCUUAGCAAAGCUGAGGAGAUGAAAAUAAGGGUAGCCGCAGCUCUGGAGAAGGUUAGUGUGGUGAAUAAAGAUUCUGGAAAAGUGCUGAUGAAGUAUCCGUGGAUUCUUUCACCUAGCAUACAAGAAAACUAUUCACGUAUCGUCUCGUUGCUAGAGAGUGAAUCGGUGCUCAAAACGGAUAUUGACCAUGCUAUAAGGAGAUGGCCUUUACUCCUCGGUUGCUCAACGAGCAACAUGAAGCUGAUGAUAAAGGAAUUUGAUAAACUAGGUGUUAGAAACAAAAGAAUGGGAAAGGUUAUACCCAAGAGGCCUCAGCUUUUGUUAUAUAAACCACAAGAGUUUCUCAAGGUUGUUGCCUUUCUGGAAGAUUUUGGGUUUCAAAAGGAGAUCAUCGGUCAAAUACUAUGUAGAUGCCCUGAGAUAUUUGGCUGCAGCAUUGACAAAACUCUGCAGAAGAAGCUCGGCUUUCUCACUCGUUUCGGUGUUUCCACUACUCAUUUCCCAAGAAUCGUAAAGAAGUACCCGGAGUUUCUCUUAUACGACGCAGAGAAGACAGUGCUUCCUCGGCUUAAGUACCUGAUGGAGAUUGGGAUAUCAGAGAGGGAGAUUGCCUUCAUGAUACGUAAAUUUUCACCGUUGUUAGGAUACAGCGUCGACAACGUGCUUAGACCCAAGUUAGAGUUUCUGGUGAAGAGCAUGGAGAAACCGGUUAGAGAGGUAAUAGAUUACCCGAGGUACUUUAGUUACUCUCUGGAGAAGAGGAUAAAACCGCGGUUUUGGGUACUCAAAGGGAGGAACAUAGAAUGUACAUUACAGGAAAUGUUAGGUAAAAAUGAUGAAGAGUUUGCUGCUGAUUUCUUGGGUUUAGGAGAGCUUCAUCAAACUCACAAUGAAACCUCUUAGGGGAUUAUUAUAUAGGCUACAAGUUCCUUUGAUCACUAUGUUAUGAGUCUUGGUGAUGUCUCUGGAGCUUCUUCAGUUUUGUUUGUUUUGUAUUUGUUCAUAUAGUUGCUAGUGUAUUUUUCACUUGUACUGUUCUUGUGUACAAGUGUGUGUUUUGUUUUGUGGCUAUUAAUGCUAAGUUCUUACUCACUGAAAUUAUUAAAAGUUGUACCUCUCUUA
Molecule: messenger RNA, 2025 nt
Organism: Brassica oleracea var. oleracea
Lineage: Eukaryota; Viridiplantae; Streptophyta; Magnoliopsida; Brassicales; Brassicaceae
Exons: 7
Coding region: 43-1806 (587 amino acids)
Biological process (GO): regulation of DNA-templated transcription
Molecular function (GO): double-stranded DNA binding
Source: RefSeq, a predicted model, not a curated record